This is a messenger RNA of Annulohypoxylon maeteangense, 2828 nucleotides long. Its product is annotated as PLP-dependent transferase. Gene Ontology annotation, biological process: Mo-molybdopterin cofactor biosynthetic process. The transcript is spliced from 2 exons. Gene Ontology annotation, molecular function: pyridoxal phosphate binding; molybdenum ion binding; molybdenum cofactor sulfurtransferase activity. Bases 300 to 2780 code for a protein of 826 amino acids. The record is from RefSeq and is a predicted model, not a curated record. NCBI's taxonomy places the organism in Eukaryota, Fungi, Ascomycota, Sordariomycetes, Xylariales, Hypoxylaceae.
UGCUCCUUAUUUCUUAGUGAAUUACGGAUAGUUGCUUUAUCAUUGGCACGCAUUAUUGGGUACGCCCUGAUACUGCUGUUAGCAAUCGCAUGCCUCAGGUAUCUAUGGUAUUUAUCGCUAUCGCCACAUUACCGUCGGAGACCUAAGGUCCUAAGCAUGAAUCCCACUCUUGGGCAACACAAAUCAUGACUUGGCCUGUUUUAUUUUCUAGCCUCGUCAAUGAAGUUUGAACUAGUCAAAUAUUUGGUGGGUAGGACGGCUUCAAUGUCUUGGUUCCUUCCGGCUCUAACACCAUCGAUAUGACGGGUGAUGGCGGUAAUAUGGCAUACAAUAGCCGCAUCGAAGGCUUCCGACAAAAUGAGUUUCCUAUGCUACGAGAUGAGGUCUACCUUGAUCAUGCCGGGACCACGUUAUAUGCGAAGUCUCUUGUAGACAAAUUUGCCGCGGAUAUGACAUCGAAUCUAUUUGGAAAUCCGCAUUCUGCUUCUUUUUCAUCCCAAACCUCCACUUCGCGUAUCGAAGAUGUCCGGCUUCGAGUCCUACAAUUCUUCAAUGCCGACCCAUCCGAGUUCGACCUCGUCUUUGUUUCCAAUGCCACUGCAGGUAUCAAGCUUGUAACCGAGGCAUUUCGAGGUCACGCCCUUGGCUUUGAUUAUCUGUACCACCAAGCAUGCCAUACCAGCUUGAUAGGCGUUCGAGAAGAAGCCACGCAUAAUCACUGUCUCGACAACGCUGGUGUGGAUAGUUGGCUGGGAGGAACCAACCCGUUUACCGAUCUAAGUCAUCACGAUAGUCCACUCCUUGUCGCGUAUCCGGCACAGUCCAACAUGGACGGCUCCCGGUUUCCCCUUGAGUGGGCCGACCAGUUUCGCAGAAGCCAAGCGGCGUCACACCGGCCAACCUUUACGCUGUUAGAUGCCGCAGCAUUCGUCGCAACAUCCCCUCUAGAUCUAAGCAACUCAGAGACGGCGCCAGACUUUACCGUAUUAAGUUUUUACAAGAUGUUUGGAUUCCCGGAUUUAGGUGGACUUAUUGUGAGACGUCAAGCGGCUCCAAUCUUCCGCUCCCGGAAAUAUUUCGGUGGUGGUACAGUCGACAUGGUAGUUUGUCUCAGAGAGCAGUGGCAUGCUCCCAAAUCACAGGCUUUACAUGAGUCGCUAGAAGACGGGACGUUGCCGAUACAUAGCAUCAUCGCUCUAGACUCGGCCCUCGAUGUUCAUCGUCGAUUGUUCAUUUCCAUGAAAGAUGUCUCGUCUCAUACAUCCUUUCUAAGUCAAAGGUUAUAUGACGGUCUGGCUACCUUGAAACAUAGCAAUGGCCAACCUGUAUGCCUCAUUUACUCGCAGCCGUCCUUGACAUCAAAGCAAGUAGGGACUCCCUUAGGGAAUGGACCAGUCGUAUCCUUCAAUCUCCAAAAUCACCUUGGAGGGUGGAUCAGCUUGGUUGAAUUUGAGAAACUUGCGGUGUUAAAGAAGUUUCAUGUCCGCACUGGAGGGCUUUGCAAUCCCGGUGGAAUCGCAAAUGCCCUUAAUCUCGCACCUUGGGAAAUGAAACGAAAUUUCUCGGCUGGAUUUAGAUGCGGAACUGAUAAUGAUAUCAUGAGUGGGAAACCAACAGGAGUUAUUCGAGUGAGCUUGGGUGGCAUGAGUACAAUUUCAGACGUAGAUCGAUUCAUUGCUUUCAUCAUCGAGUUUUACCUCACCGAAAAUAUACCCGAAUUCAUCUCACCAGCCUUAGUACCAGAUCCUCCAAGCCUACCGAAUAUGUCUGUGAAGGGCAUUACAGUAUUUCCUAUCAAGAGUUGUGGGGGAUUUCACAUCCCUACCGGAGUGGCGUGGGAAGUAAGAGCAGAAGGGCUUGCGUGGGAUCGAGAAUGGUGUUUGGUUCAUCGAGGGACCGGCCAAGCUUUGAGCCAAAAACGCCACCCUCGCAUGGCUCUCAUUCGGCCUGUAAUUGAUUUUUCUAAGGGACAAUUGCGAGUGUCUUACUUUGGACCUCUUCUACAGAAGAUCCUGCCUGAAGUAGCUGUUCCCUUAUCAGCAAACCCAAGUCUCUUUCAAGCAAGUAUGACAUCCAAUCCGAUGGCGUCCAGGGUUUGUGGUGAAGAAAUAUCAGCACAGAUAUACACUUCCCGCGAGGUCAAUGACUUCUUCACAGCUGCUCUUGGAGUACCAUGCGCACUAGCCCGCUUUCCACCCGGCGGCCUAGGUAAUAGUAUGCGACACGCCAAAGCUCACCUUCAAAAACAUCAGAAAGUCAAUAGAAGGUCGCAGUGCAUGAUACCGUGUCAGUUCCCGGGUAUGGACACGCCUCCAGACUCAGAUUCCGAAUCCGAGCGACAGCGCAUCCUCUUAUCGAAUGAGAGCCCCAUUCUCGCUAUCAACUUGUCCAGUCUCGAGGCGCUAAACCGCCUGCUUACCGAACAGGGAGGUAAAGCAGUCUCCCCAGAAGUAUUUCGGGCCAAUAUUGUCGUUGGUCCAUUGACUGCGGGGUCACAGCGAUUUGCUUAUUCAGAAGACCACUGGUCUAGUCUGCGGAUCGGACAACAAGACUUCAAGAUGCUAGGUUCAUGUCGGAGGUGCCACAUGAUAUGUAUAGAUCAAGAAACAGCAGAAAAAAACGAGGAGCCGUUCGUCACCUUGUCCAAGACGAGAAGGUUCGAUGGGAAGGUAUUCUUCGGGACACAUAUGUGUCACCUACCUUCACCAAAUACUAGUACCAAGGAGACCCAAUUUCCUACCAUUUCAGUGGGAGAUAAAGUACUCGUGGAUCCUGUUUAAGAAAUCUAAAUAUAGUCAAAAUAUUAAUCAUGGUUAGCCAUUUAUUCA